GAAUCUUGCGCCAUCGAUGGAACAUUCCCAAAGUGCUCCGCCGCACUGGAUAUGCUGUCGAGUUGCUUUCGAGCUCAACAUAGCCUGAUCUACCCUGGGCGUUCAAGUUGUCCUGAUGGCGAGGUAUCCCACUUCCACCUGCCACCUGAUCCCGUGCCCCAUUCACGCUGCUGUGAAUGCUGUAGUUCGUCCUGCGCUAUUUAAAUUGCUCUGCCGAAGACUCUAUUUUUCACCCCACCCAAGGACUUCACUUUGAAUACCACACUGCACCCCCACCGCACUGCGACUCGGCGAGACCCAAGUAUGACCAGUGACCACGCAACGGAUGACGAGAUCACCGUGACCAUCGACGAGUCACCCGAGACGCGUCCAGAAUGGGAUUAUUUGUUUUACGAUUACUCGCACUUUGGGGCCAUCCGCGACGACAGUCCAACUCAGCACUCGCCGCAGACAUCGUCUCCAUGUCGGACUCCAUCUCCCAGCGAAUCAUCGAAUGUCUCACUGCGACAGCUGACCCCAUCCCCAAACCUCUUCACUUCUGCUGGGUCCGACAGUGGGAUGGCGCCUGCUCAAUACGGACAGUAUCUCAAUGUCCUCCCCCCGGUCCGCUCGCUGGGAGAUCAUCAGGGGUACUCCACUUGUGGCCAUUCUUCCUCGGUCAACAGUCUCACUGAUAACCUGGAAACGAACCUGUUCUUUGGACUGAAGCCUCUGGCGCAUGCAGAUUGGCCUGACGAUUCCGGCCUGUCUCAUGUCCAAGGCGGAGCAUCUGACUGGCAGAUACAGCAACCCUAUCCACGCCAUCACCCGAGCACAUCCGAGGACGCAUUAUGGGGUAGCGAAGCUUCGUACUCUGCGGGUCCGACGAAUGAGCUCGGUGUCAUACCCGUACCGCUUCCCACCGGUCACAGCGACCACGCAUUGGGUAUUCAGCCUCCGCCGGAAUCCUUUCCCUGGACUCCUCCCAGCCCGUCUCGACCGGAUUCUGUCCCAGGCUUCACCUGUGGAAAGCCGGACAUUGAGUCCCAUCACUCACACUCUCCGUCCGGUGCAGCUGCUACUCCAGUCUUAUUCGAUGGGUCGUCCCACCCGGGACCCAGCAACUUCUUCAAGGCGAUAGUCGGAAGCGCAGCCCACAUUACAGCUGCUUUCAAGCGAAGGAAGGUGGCUGCCACAUUCGAGUGCCCGGUCUGUCCCCGAUCGUUGACUGCGCAACAUAAUCUGGAUAAUCACAUCAAGGCUCAUAAUGGUCACAAAGAGCACUGCCCAUAUUGUGGGCGGACAUAUGCCACCCUGUCAAAUACCGUUCCAGAAGAUAUCUUGGCGUAGAUUGUGUCUGGACUUCUUUCUGUCAAAUCCUGCUGUUUAUCGGAGCCCACUGCUAUAAGGUGGACAACUGUGUCUCGACUUUGUUUUGGAAUGAAUUAUAAUAAGACCGCCACUGUUGAUUCCAGUCCCUGUAAAAUUUCUGGUUUCAUGAUACCGAGGCCUUCGGUUUUUUUUCUUUGA
This is a messenger RNA of Mycena citricolor, 1509 nucleotides long. The record is from the annotation of a GenBank genome assembly. Lineage: Eukaryota; Fungi; Basidiomycota; Agaricomycetes; Agaricales; Mycenaceae.